CUCUUCCCGCCGCUGCGCCCAAGGAGGAGGAGUAAAAAGGGGGACCGGGCGCCACCCCACCGCCUGCCUGCCUGCCCCCCCCCUCCAUGCCUCUGGGGCCCGGGAGCGCUGCCUCUGCCGCCGCGCUGGGGAACUUUUGCCAUGGCGGAGGCGGCCGGCGCGGGCUCAGAUAAUCUUCCGGGGGAAGGAAACCAGGCUGUUGUUUUGGCAGGUUCAAACAUUAUGUCUCCCGUGACCCCUUCAAUAAAUCCAUUUACGGUGGAAUUUCCUAGAAAGCGAAAAGGGAGCGACUCUGAUACUCAAUAUACCUGUGAUACUGAGGCCGAUGAUCUCCAGAGCAGGAGUGAAGAUGAAGAGCAUGUGAAAAUUAAGUAUUUCAGAGAGGCUCACAGCCAGACAGAGAAAAGGAGAAGAGACAAAAUGAAUAACCUGAUAGAAGAAUUAUCCGCUAUGAUACCUCAGUGCAGUCCAGGGGCUCGUAAGCUGGAUAAGCUUACGGUAUUAAGAAUGGCCGUGCAGCAUUUAAAGUCACUGAAAGGUUCCACCGGUUCUUACUCAGAAGUUAGGUAUAAGCCUUCAUUUUUACAAGACAAUGAACUUCAACAGCUCAUUCUUAAGGCUGCCGAUGGUUUCCUGUUUGUGGUUGGAUGCGACAGAGGAAAAAUCCUGUUUGUUUCCGAAUCUGUUUCCAAGAUACUUAAUUAUGAUCCCACACAUCUGAUUGGUCAAAGUCUUUUUGAUUAUCUUCACCCGAAGGAUGUUGCCAAAGUAAAAGAACAGCUGUCCUCUUCAGAUGCUUCACCCAGAGAAAAACUGAUAGAUACCAAAACUGGUUUGCAAGUUCGUGUGGAUUUCCAAGCGGGAUCUUCUUGUCUGCAUUCUGGUGCUCGGCGUUCAUUUUUUUGCCGCAUGAAGUAUACAAAAAACACAGUCAAGGAGGAGAAGGAGUCCUUGUCAAACUCAAAAAAGAAAGAUCAUAAAAAGUACUGUACCAUUCAUUGCACUGGUUAUCUGAAAAGCUGGCCCACAAAUGAAGUGGGAAUUGAAGAAGAUACAGAAAAAGAGAGCGGCAAUUUUAAUUGUCUUGUGGCAAUCGGCCGAUUGCACCCUUACACCAUUCCACAAAAAAACAUUGAGAUUAAAGUCAAGCCAGCAGAAUUUGUAACCCGCUUUGCCAUGGAUGGAAAAUUUGUGUUUGUAGAUCAACGAGCAACAGCAAUUUUAGGAUAUUUACCCCAAGAACUGUUAGGAACAUCUUGUUAUGAAUAUUUCCACCAGGAUGACCACAAUCAUCUAACUGAAAAACACAAAACAGUGUUACAGAGCAAAGAAAAAAUAUUUACCAAUUUCUACAAAUUCAAAGCGAAAAACGGCUCCUUUGUCACCUUAAAAAGUCAGUGGUUUAGCUUCAUCAAUCCAUGGACCAAAGAACUGGAAUACAUUGUGUCGAUCAAUACCGUUGCUUUAGGUCACAACGAAUCGGGUGAAGAAACUCUACUAGCCUGCGGUUCCCUGUCUUCAGAAGAUACCCUAAAGCCACCAUUUCUUGAUGUACCAGGAACAUCUACAGGGACCAUCCUCGGAGCUGGUAGCAUAGGAACCAAAAUUGCAAAUGAAGUGUUAGAUCUGCAAAGAUUACACGCAUCGCCUCUUGGUGAUUUAAGCCCAACUGAUCUUACAAGGAAGUCUUCUCCUGUCCUAGAUGUUAGUCGUGAUGAUGCUCCAAAUAAAGAGCUUACAGAGUUUUGUCCUCCAGGAAUAGAAGAUUUAGAGACUCCAGGGCAAAAUCAAGAUGUGAUUUCAUUCUCCAACAAUGAGCCUCUUCUCAGUGGCACUUCUCAGUUAGAUUUUGAAAAAGAGACUGCCAUGGCUGUUCUUAUGAAUUAUUUGGAGGCCGAAGGAGGACUGGGGGAUCCCACAGAGCUCAGCGACAUGCAGUGGACUCUCUAGAUUUACACCAGCGAGGAGAAGAUACGCAUUUUCAAUGCACAGGAAAUAACCGCUCAUCCUCAAGUACUGUAUUGGUUAUACCAGGAGUAGGCAACCUUGGCUCUUUUAUGACUGGUGGACUUCAACUCCCAGAAUUCCUGAGCCAGCCACGCUGAGGGGAAAGGGAGAGGUUUCCAAGCUGAGCCAUGCUGGCUCAGGAAUUCUGGGAAUUGAAGUCCACCAGUCAUAAAAGAGCCAAGCUUGCCUACCCCUGGGUUAUACCGUAAAGCUUUAAUUCCUACGUACGAGAAAAAUAUUUACAGUAUUAAUGUUUUUGAAAGACUUUUGCCUUAUAUGCCUUGAGCUCCCAGACUGAACUGAUGCAAUAUUUUGUAAAGACAACACAACCUCAAUUUUGUUAUCGAUGUGUAAGUAGACUUUAAAUAAGCUUUAAACGUGGGUAUCUUUUUACUGAAAUCUUUCAAGAGAACGUUAUUAUAAGCAACAAGCGUAGGGAUUCUGUUCUGAAAUAUCUUAGUUAUUGAGAUAUUGCAGUGGUUCUCAACCUGUGGGUUGGGACCCCAUUUGGGGUCGAACGACCAUUUCACGGGGGUCGCCAAACAACGCAGUCCGCCAUUUCCCUCCCCCCUUUUCCUUAGCUGUGCUACUCCC
This is a messenger RNA of Crotalus tigris (Tiger rattlesnake), 2601 nucleotides long. It is a transcript of the gene BMAL2, whose product is annotated as aryl hydrocarbon receptor nuclear translocator like 2. Gene Ontology annotation, molecular function: protein dimerization activity; DNA-binding transcription factor activity, RNA polymerase II-specific; RNA polymerase II cis-regulatory region sequence-specific DNA binding. Gene Ontology annotation, cellular component: aryl hydrocarbon receptor complex; transcription regulator complex; cytoplasm. Lineage: Eukaryota; Metazoa; Chordata; Lepidosauria; Squamata; Viperidae. The record is from RefSeq and is a predicted model, not a curated record. Gene Ontology annotation, biological process: regulation of transcription by RNA polymerase II. The coding region runs from base 142 to 1950 and encodes 602 amino acids. The transcript is spliced from 17 exons.